This is a messenger RNA of Rhipicephalus microplus (southern cattle tick), 1845 nucleotides long. Its product is annotated as neural cell adhesion molecule 1. Gene Ontology annotation, molecular function: protein binding. Lineage: Eukaryota; Metazoa; Arthropoda; Arachnida; Ixodida; Ixodidae. The record is from RefSeq and is a predicted model, not a curated record.
AUGGGAAGGCAGCUCGGAUUUGCCGACCAGCCAGACGCGUUCUGGGGUCUGACUAAGCGCCGCACUGUUAUGAAGACCAGCUUCAUACGUGUGGGACUCGCGAAAGAUGCUGCUGGCCCCACAGUGGUGACGAGCCGGGUGGGUGGUGACGCUGCACUUCCGUGCCAGCUCCGACACGUCACGACAGACUCUUGGGCCGUGUCCGUGUCGUGGUUCAAGCGUGGCCUCUUUGUGCCCGUCUACACGGUCGACAUGGGCUCGGAGAACUUCCUGCAGGCCAGGCACCGACCGGCACACCUAUGGGCCGGACGCGCCUAUUUCUCGUCGGCCGAUGAACCAGCGCUGCUCAUAAUUGGAGACGUCACUGCUGCGGACGCCGGACUGUACGUGUGCUCGGCAUUUUUCGCCAAUGGCAGCGAGCGUAAUUCCACGGUCCGCUUCGUCGUAGUCGUUCCACCAGAGACGCCUAUCAUCAGGGACAAGUUCGGCAGCAAGGUUGGCAAUGUGACAGGGCCUCAUCGGGAAGGCGAGGCCCUAACGCUCACAUGCGAAGUCAGUGGCGUGAAGCCAUCCAUGGUUCGCAUCCGCUCAAAGCAGCGUCCGUUGGCAGCCGGUCUGCCAGCAGAAAUUGAGUGCGAAGCUGCCGGUUCUCGCCCCGCACCGACGAUAACAUGGUGGUGCGGAAAGGCCAAGAUAGCCGACGACAACGUAAAGGUGAUGCUCAUCGGAAAUCGUGUUUUCUCGGUGGUAACGUACACACCCAGAAGGGAAGACAAUGAAAAACUGCUCCGGUGCGUUGCCGAAAAUCCCAGCAUCGCAGGAAGCUUUCUCGAAGCCACUUACAGCCUGGACGUACAUUACAAGCCCAUUGUAACCCUUCAGCUGGGAAAGCGGUUGCGGCUAGAAGAGAUCUUCGAGGGGCAAGACGUGUACCUGGAGUGCAGCAUCGACGCCAAUCCGCGUGUGAGUGAAGUCACGUGGCACUUCGAAAACAGUCAGGAGGUCCACUCGGACCCAGCCGCCAAAGUAAUCACCAGCAGCCAGUCGCUCGUGUUCCAGGCCAUCCAGCGUCUGAACGCUGGACGCUACACCUGCGUCGCCAUUAACACCGAGGGCGAGUCAGUCAGCAACGAGCUCCAUUUGAGGGUGAAAUACUCGCCAGUGUGCAGCUUUCAACAGCGCACCGUGUACCCGGCUGCGACGCACGAAAUGCUGCAAGUGUCAUGUGACGUAGACGCUCACCCAUCGGCCGUCAGCUUCCAGUGGGCCUUCAACGGCAGCCUGCGCCGCCACGAGAUUCUGACCUUCGUGUCUGAGGGCAGCCACAGCGUGGCGUCGUACGUGCCGCGUGACAGAUCAGACUACGGCACGCUAUUGUGCUGGGCCACAAACAAGAUAGGCCGACAGAAGGAGCCCUGCCGCUUCCAGAUUGUCCCCAUCGGUCCGCCCAAGGCUCCAUACAAUUGCACACUAAGCAACCAGACGGAUGACGCGUUUCUGGCCGAGUGUCUAGAAGACCCGAGCGAUGGCGGCGAACUGCGACAGCUGUACAACCUCGAAGUUCACGACAUCUCGUGCCACCGGCUCCUCGCCAACCUGAGCGCCGAGAGACCCGCCUUCUGGGUGCAGGACGUGCCCGUCAGCCUGAAUUACGUGCUCGUGCUGUACGCCGUCAAUGAGAUGGGACGCUCGGAACCAGUGCUGCUGCGCGCCGACACCCCCGACCACUACUGGGAUGGCACAUUGCAUCACGAUGGCGACUGGAGCAACUGCGAAGAGAGCAACUCCCUAGUCGUCACCCUGAUCACUGGUGAAGAAGCAACGUUUAAAAGCCACCACUGGUAA